GACUGGAGAGGCGUGGUGCAUAAUCUGACUGACAUGAAUCAUGAUGCAACUCCCUUUGCAAACUUUAGACCGGUAGUUCCUGAUCUUAAAAACAGGAGGUAAUCUGCAGUAGGCGGACAUACUGACAUCAUUUCACAUAUUUGUGGUGGCGAGACUUUAUCAAAAAAGGAACUGUUUCGAACAAUAACACCACAAAUAUGACUUCGGAUCUGCCAGUUCUCCUCGCAGCAGUGUCAAUACUGUCUGCUCUCCACAUGGCAUUUCAGGCAAGACGUGUGGGGUGGUCGAGGAUGAAGCAUAAAAUUAUGCCACCCAUUGUUACUGGACCACCUGAGUUUGAAAGGACAUUUCGUGCACACCAGAAUAGUGUAGAGUUUUAUUCCGUUUUCUUGGUGGUAUUGUGGAUCUCUGGCAUCUUUUUCAAUGAAGUGCUUGCUGCUCUUGGAGGAAUUUUGUAUAUUGUGGGCAGAGAGAUGUACUUUACUGGCUAUAUCAGUGAAUCCAAAAAAAGGUUGCCAGGGUUUUUCAUGGUGUUGUUUGUCCUGUUAUUCCUAUGUGUGACGGCUACCGUUGGAAUCAUUCAAUCAUUUUUGGACAAAUAUCUCAACACCAGACUUCUCUAAAGAAUUGAAUUCUGGAGUUUGGAAGUUUAUAAACAGAAAACAGUUUGCAUCAAUUUAUCAAACAAAAUGCAUGUAAAAUGUGUGUUAUGUUUCAGGUAUACUUGAUUUUUUGUGUCAGUUGUCCUUCUAAGAUUUACAUUACAGUAUUAAUUUAGAGGAUCUAAUAAUAAUAAUAAUAAACUUUAUUUUAAAUAGCGCCUUUAAAAGCUGCAUCUCAAAGUGCUGCACAGAAACAUAUAGAUAGAGCGACACAAGACAAUAAUCAGAACAAUAAUCCAAUGACAAGACCAGAAACACUAGGAAGGGGAAACAGAAAGUUAGACAAGAUUAGAAAUCUAAGAAAACAAUAAACUUCAUUGAUUUUAUUGAAAUGAGUGUUGUUGCUUGUACAAUUUACUUAAUUAAAAUAAGUUGAAAACAA
Messenger RNA from Megalobrama amblycephala (Wuchang bream), 1044 nucleotides. RefSeq names its product microsomal glutathione S-transferase 2 (gene mgst2). Gene Ontology annotation, biological process: leukotriene biosynthetic process. NCBI's taxonomy places the organism in Eukaryota, Metazoa, Chordata, Actinopteri, Cypriniformes, Xenocyprididae. The record is from RefSeq and is a predicted model, not a curated record. The coding region runs from base 198 to 623 and encodes 141 amino acids. The transcript has 5 exons. Gene Ontology annotation, cellular component: endoplasmic reticulum; nuclear envelope; membrane. Gene Ontology annotation, molecular function: glutathione peroxidase activity; glutathione transferase activity; leukotriene-C4 synthase activity.